AUGGGAAUCAACGCCACUCAGUUAACGGUUGCCGUGAUUGGCUGUGGUACCCUAGGGACCGCAAUUGCCGCUGGUAUUCUCGACCCAAAAGAUAGUGAAGCUUUCCAAAUCAACCGCCUCAUCUGCACCGUCGGAACCGAACCCUCUAAAACCCGCCUUGAAGCUGCCCUUUCCGAUCACAAAUCGCGAAUCACAGUUUCCACCGCGGAUGAAAAUGUUCGCGCAGUCCAAGAAGCAGAUAUCGUGCUACUGGCCUUUAAGCCCUUCAAGCGAGCCGACGUCUUUGCAGUUCCCGGAUUCAAAGAGGCUUUGCGUGAUAAGUUUGUCCUUAGCAUCAUGGCCGGCAUUACCACCGCUGAGUUGAGUCGCCUAACCUUCGGUGAAGAUUAUGACUCGAACAGUCAAUCAUCGCUUCAGGCUGUACGUGCUAUGCCCAAUAUGGCCGCUAGGAUCCGGGAGGCUGUGACAUUGUACACCCCCAGUCCCGCCACCACAAAGGAGAACGUCGAGCUUGCAUCUUGGGUAUUUGGCCAGGUUGGUGAAGCUCAUCAGAUUCCCGAGAAAUCUUUUGAUAUCUGUGCAGUCUUGGUCGGUUGUGCCGGCUCGCUGCUGCUCCUUGCCAUUGAUGGAUUGCUGGAUGCUGCUGUCGCCGAGGGCGUGAGGAGACCGGAGGUACAGAAUCUGGUGGUGAACAGUGCGAUUGGUAUGAUGAAGUUGGUACCUGCAGGAGAUCAUCCGAGUGUUCUACGAGAGAAGAUUGCCUCUCCUGGAGGCUGCUCUAUUCGAGCUCUCUUGGAACUUGAAAAGCUAGGAGUUCGUUCAGCGUUCACAACUGCCAUCCUGGCAGCGGCGGAGAAAUCAAAACAGAUGUCCUCUACCCGUUGA
Penicillium arizonense is the source of this 885-nucleotide messenger RNA. RefSeq names its product pyrroline-5-carboxylate reductase family protein. NCBI's taxonomy places the organism in Eukaryota, Fungi, Ascomycota, Eurotiomycetes, Eurotiales, Aspergillaceae. The record is from RefSeq and is a predicted model, not a curated record. Gene Ontology annotation, molecular function: pyrroline-5-carboxylate reductase activity. The transcript is spliced from 2 exons. Gene Ontology annotation, biological process: L-proline biosynthetic process. Bases 1 to 885 code for a protein of 294 amino acids.